GAGCCGAGCCCGAGCCCGAGCCGAGCCCUGACACUGUCCGUCCGCCUUCUGGCUCCGCGGGAGCCCGGACUGGCUGGAGCCCAGGAGGUGGCAGCGCGGGGAGCCCCACGCGCGGAGUGAGCGGACCGGACGGGACGCGGCUAGAAGAGGCGCUGCCGCCACAGUAGCCAGUGACGGGGGUGCGGAGCCGCGGCCUCCCGGACCCUGCUGCCCAGGCCGGCCGGGGAGAGCGGGGAGUGCGACAACCCCCCCCUCGGGGGCUCCCCGGGAGCCGCCUCUCUGCCCGUGGGAGAGAAGACCCUUACCGUCCGGGCGAGGGAAAGAAGAGACCCCUGGAGGGGACAAGUCCCUCCUUCCUGGAGGCGAGGCAAAUCCCCAUACUGGCCCGGGGAUAGACCUUCAGAAGUAAAAGGGGGACGAGCCUUCCUAAGGAAGCGGAGUGAGCCCGCCCCGCGUGCCUCCACCCCUCCAAACACGCUCUCAGCACUUCGGGACUUUUGAGGCAAAGAGAAAAGGGGGUGAGCCUGCGGAAUAGGCACCCUGCAUCCUCGCCAGUGCUCACAGAGGCAGGGGACACUCCGGGGAAAGAAGAGGAGUCGGCUUUCAGCCUUUCGGGAGUGGGGAAGAACUCCCCCUCAACUUCCUUGGACCUGGACAGUGGAACAGGGCAGAGCCCCUCCGCUCACAUCUCUAGCAGACCGAAGGAGCCCUCCACUCCCGAAGGAUCCACUUUGGGGGGGAGGGGGACUCCCCCGAGGGGGAGGAGACAACUCCUGGUUGGGAGAGGCUCCUCCCCUCCUCCCCGGCGUGACUGGCAGGGUGUGGGGGGGUGCCACCUUCCCCAGGUAGGACCUCCUUCUCCUCCUCCCCCUCCUCCUGCUCCUCCCUUCACUCCUCAUCCUCAGGGGACCCAGGUCCCCUCCCCAGCUUGGAAGGCUCAACCACGUACAGGAAAAGCCACUGAGAAUGAGACUCUUCAUCUGCCUUUGAAGACGGGGCUCCCUCCAACCCCAAACUCCAGUACCAGGUGGUUCCCUCACUUUGCUGGGGGAACCUUGGAGACAGUACUGUAGUCUUCAUUAGACGCCCUGUGGAUGUGAUGGAGCCUGCCCUUUGGCUGCCUUUCCCAGUUCUGUGGGUAUUUCCUUUCAGUCUUCCAGCACGCAGAGAAGAAUGUGGCCUGACUCAGGUUCUGCCCAAGCCCAGUGGCACGAGGCCCACCUGGAGAGAGAGGUCUGGGUAACUAGAACCAAGAAGAACCAUGGCUUCUGACCUAGAGAGUAGCCUCACUUCCAUAGACUGGCUCCCCCAGCUGACCCUCCGGGCUACCAUUGAGAAGCUUGGGAGUGCCUCCCAGGCUGGGCCUCCAGGGGGCAGCCGCAAGUGUCCACCAGGCUCACCCACAGAUCCUAAUGCCACCUUGAGCAAAGAUGAGGCCGCAGUCCACCAGGAUGGCAAACCACGAUACAGCUACGCCACCCUCAUCACCUAUGCCAUCAACUCCUCUCCAGCCAAGAAGAUGACCCUCAGUGAGAUUUACCGCUGGAUCUGUGAUAACUUCCCUUAUUACAAGAAUGCUGGCAUUGGUUGGAAGAAUUCAAUUCGGCACAACCUUUCCCUCAACAAGUGUUUCCGGAAGGUGCCCAGACCUCGGGAUGAUCCUGGGAAGGGCUCUUACUGGACAAUUGACACCUGCCCUGACAUCUCCCGAAAGAGAAGACACCCUCCAGACGAUGAUCUCUCCCAGGACUCACCAGAACAGGAGGCAAGCAAGAGCCCCCGGGGAGGUGUUCCAGGGAGUGGAGAAGCCUCCCUGCCUCCUGAGGGGAACCCUCAGAUGUCACUUCAGAGCCCCACAUCUCUCGCCAGCUACAGCCAGGGCACAGGAUCUGUGGAUGGCGGAGCGGUGGCUGCAGGGGCUCCAGGCCGAGAAAGUGCUGAGGGUCCGCCUCCCUUAUACAACACGAACCAUGACUUCAAAUUCUCCUACUCAGAGAUCAAUUUUCAGGAUCUGAGCUGGUCCUUCCGCAACCUCUACAAGUCCAUGCUGGAGAAGUCUUCGUCCUCCUCUCAGCAUGGCUUUUCGUCUCUCCUGGGCGACAUGGCACCCUCUAACAACUACUACAUGUACCAGCAGCAGCAGCCGCCACCUCAGCAGCAGCAGUCACCACAGCCACAGCCCCAGCAGUCACAGCCCCAGCAGCAGCAGCAGCCAGCCCAGGGCCCUUCAGCUGUAGGGGGUGCUCCUCCACUGCACACCCCAAGCCCAGAUGGUUGUACCCCACCAGGGGCGAAGCAAACUGGGGCUGAAGGCUACGGGCCUCCCUCUUUGAUGGCCAUGCAUCCACCCCCCCUGCAGCACGGAGGCUAUCACCCUCACCAGCAUCAUCCCCACUCCCACCCUGGCCAACAGCCACCACCGCCACAGCCACAGGCACAAGGCCAGGCUUCUAUCAACAGUAGUGGUUUUGCCUUUCCUCCCGACUGGUGCUCUAAUAUCGACUCCUUAAAGGAAAGCUUCAAGAUGGUGAAUCGGCUCAAUUGGUCCAGCAUCGAGCAGUCACAGUUCUCAGAACUGAUGGAGAGUCUACGACAGGCAGAGCAGAAGAACUGGAGCCUGGACCAGCAUCACAUCGCCAAUCUGUGCGACUCCCUCAACCACUUCCUCACUCAGACUGGUCACAUGCCCUCCCAAGGGGGCUCCCACCGGCCAUCAGCCCCUCCCCGUAUUACUGACUCCUGUGCCCUCACGAGUGGCAAACAGGAGGCAGCCCUGACCCAAGUGAACUCUUAUGGGCACCCACAAGCCCCCCACCUCUACUCUGGCCCAUCACCAAUGUACCCAAUCUCCACCCAGGACUCAGCAGGAUACAAUCGCCCAGCACAUCACAUGGUCCCUCGGCCACCGGUUCCACCUCCUGGUGCCAGUGAGGAGAUCCCCGAUGACUUCGACUGGGACUUGAUCACUUAGUGCAUCACAGAGUGUGACUGUCAGCCCAGGGCUGGAUGGCGAAGUCUGGCAGUGGGGAAAGAGCAGCCCCAGCCCAUCCUUCCCCCCGUUGCCUGUAUAUAGAUAUAUAUUCUGGUUUUUUUCCUUUCUCUGUCAGAGAAGCCACCGCAAGAUGCUGCCGAAGAUAACCCCUCUUUCCUGCCUCAUUCUUCCUCUUCUUCUUUUUUCCUAAUUCCUUUAGUAUUAUUCUUAUUAUGUUGUUAUUAUUAUUAUUAUUGGUUAUAUGCAACCUCCUCUCUCCUGUUCCUAUACCCCUGACUGUGUGCACCCCUUGCUAAUUUAAAGUCCUCUGGCUGGAAGGUGAGGCCAUGAUGGCCACAGAGAAAGGUUUCAAAUUCGGAUUUAUACCUUUCUAUCUGAGAAAUUCAGUGCUAAUCCCACCUUUCAGCCCUAAAUUUUUUUUCUGUUCUUGUCAAUUCAGUCCAGGACUGGAGAGGCCACGUUUUCGAGCAGAAGGGAUCUCUAACACUGCUUGGCAGUCAUGACUUAGCAGGUUUUACUCAAUGGUGCUAAUUUUGUCCUCUGAGCUCUUCCUUGUCCCUUUAUAUCUUCAAUUCUUUCUCCUGGCGAUUCUUUCUCCUUUCAUCAUGGUGGUGGUGCCGGAAGGUGACCAUAAAAUGCUAGUGGAAUAAGAGGCUGGGCUGGUGGAGUGGAAUACCGCAGCAGGGCGAUGGCAUCUAAAACAGCUGGGGACUGGUAACUAAUACCAUGGCAGGUCAGGGUCCGCUGGCUCAUCCCCAGGCCAUCCUCCGUGGGAGACACGGGGGCUGUGAGCCAGGCCUCUGCUGCGGUGGUGGGCGGAGGACAGCUGUUCCGCACAGGUUCGGCUUUUUGGAGAUGUUUUCAGUUUAGCCCUUUUGGCUGUUUAAACAUAAUUUUCUCUGAAAAUUAACAGUGGCUCUUAUCUGUAUUUGCCAGUUGUUCUUCAAUCCCCGUUUCCCAUUCAGCAAAUACUGUUAUGUCCUCUCUCAGUUGUUCACCCCACUCUUCUUCUCCUCACCUUAUUUUUUUGCCUUAUUUUCCAGCACUCUUCAUUUCAUCAUGUUUUAAGACAGGAUGGGAAUCUCUUUCCCACCUGCCCUGGAGAACCAAACGGGAUUGGUGAUAGGUGGGUGGGGAAAGCAAAAUGCAGCUGGCAUUGACAUGGGAAGGGAAUGUUUCAGUUACUUAACUAUGUAGGCAAAUGCUUCUGUUGGAAUCCAGAUCAUUGGGGCUGAAACUUUUGCAAUAGUCUUUUGAGGGGCAAAGGCAUUGGUAGUGUGGGGUAAAUAAUCUAGAGUGAAGUAUUCACUGGGGGCCAAGGGAAACCCCCAGAAAAAGGUAUAGGGAUAACUUAUCUCCUUUGACAAGGAAUGGCCAUGGUUUAUUGCUGCAAAGUACUUAGUGUAUAUAUAAGGUUAAUUACUGAAUUUUACUCAUGGGGGAAAGAACAGUUUUACUUCUGUUUUUCUCUGUUUAGUUUCUGAAAACUACAGGACAAACGUAUGGGCUGGACAGGGCAACUCUCUUUGAUUUCUGCUUUAUUAUCAUAUUCUUUUGUUUACUGAGGAUUUCCAAGAGAUUUAUCUUUCUACUCUCCUGCUUUUUCCUUCUCCCACCCCUUCUCCUGGCUGUAAGGGGUUACAUAUGGGAGUUUGCUGAAGAAGUCUAGUGAGGCUGCAGUGAAGGGGCAAGAAAGGGCAGUUGACUAAAGAGCACUUUAUUUCUUUGAAGUUCUUUGUACGAGGUGGGGGUGUGAGUGGCUUGAGUUCCCCCUGUUGUGUUAGAGGGCAGUUAGUGGGGUUGAAGAAUGACGUCAUAUUUUCCACUGGGGAAAGGAGAAUUUCUCUUAGAGGGCAGCACAAUGCCUUUGCCCAGUGUUCCUAUUUUGGGCAUCUCUUCCUUAUUCCUUCCAAUCAAGGUGCCUCUUGCACACAAUUUCCAUCUAUCCUCCCUAAGAAGUCCCCUUUACCUAUUAUCACUCCUCUUUUGUAAAUCACUUUUCUACUCAGAUCCAGACAGGGUUUGCAAGGGUAGAUUAAAUCAUACAUGUGAGUAUCCCUUGUUUGUAAUUCAUCAGUGUCUUAAAGAAAAACUAGCCCCGUUAACUCUGGUGGGCUGCCAGAGUAACUGAAGUUUGGGGCUAGAGCUGGAGACUGGCCAUCAGGCCUCCUGGGAAUUUAGGUCCCCGCCACUAAAUUCAGCCCUGCUCAGUGGCACAGGACAAACUUGACCCUCUUUGGGCCUCAGUUCCCUGCCCCUCCAUGAAAUGGAAGAAUACUACUUUUUCUUGUUGGUUCGGCAUUGCUGGACUUGAAGUAUAGUCAUUGUAUUAUAUUGGGUGAUGUGUGCAAAGCUGCAGAAGCUCACUGCCUGCAAGAGGAAAUAAGGGAGAAAAUGAGAGGGACAGAAGGAGCAAUUGCUUGGUAUAGAUUCACCCAUCCCUGCCUUCCUCUCUUCAACCCCUGUGUCUCUGGUUUGGUGAGUCCUUCCUACCACCCAUAAUGCUUUGCAUCGGUGCAGGCUGGGAAGGGGGUAUGGUCUCACAAUUGUUGUUGUUGUUUUUUGCAUGCUUUCUUAAUAAAAACAAAAAAGAAUGUUUAUGGUUUUA
Molecule: messenger RNA, 5600 nt
Organism: Artibeus jamaicensis (Jamaican fruit-eating bat)
Lineage: Eukaryota; Metazoa; Chordata; Mammalia; Chiroptera; Phyllostomidae
Gene: FOXJ2
Product: forkhead box J2
Exons: 12
Coding region: 1262-2971 (569 amino acids)
Biological process (GO): regulation of transcription by RNA polymerase II
Cellular component (GO): nucleus
Molecular function (GO): DNA-binding transcription factor activity, RNA polymerase II-specific; RNA polymerase II cis-regulatory region sequence-specific DNA binding
Source: RefSeq, a predicted model, not a curated record